UGCCACCAUGGGCCUUAAUCGCCAUAGCCAUAGUUGCUGUCCUUUUAGUCCUGACCUGCUGCUUUUGUAUCUGUAAGAAAUGUUUGUUCAAAAAGAAAAACAAGAAGAAGGGAAAAGAGAAAGGAGGGAAGAAUGCCAUUAACAUGAAAGACGUGAAAGACUUAGGGAAGACCAUGAAAGAUCAGGCUCUAAAGGAUGAUGACGCUGAAACAGGAUUGACUGAUGGGGAAGAAAAAGAAGAGCCCAAAGAAGAGGAGAAAUUGGGGAAACUUCAAUAUUCACUGGAUUAUGAUUUCCAGAAUAACCAGCUGCUGGUAGGGAUUAUCCAGGCUGCUGAGCUGCCCGCCUUAGACAUGGGGGGCACAUCGGAUCCCUAUGUGAAAGUGUUUCUGCUACCUGAUAAAAAGAAGAAAUUUGAGACAAAAGUCCACCGAAAGACCCUUAAUCCUGUCUUCAAUGAGCAAUUUACUUUCAAGGUGCCCUACUCAGAAUUGGGUGGCAAGACCCUGGUGAUGGCCGUGUAUGAUUUUGAUCGUUUCUCCAAGCAUGACAUCAUUGGGGAAUUUAAAGUCCCCAUGAACACAGUGGAUUUCGGUCAUGUAACUGAGGAGUGGCGUGAUCUGCAAAGUGCUGAGAAGGAAGAGCAAGAGAAAUUGGGUGAUAUUUGCUUCUCCCUUCGCUACGUACCGACUGCCGGCAAGCUGACUGUUGUCAUUCUGGAGGCAAAGAACCUGAAGAAGAUGGACGUGGGUGGCUUAUCUGAUCCUUAUGUGAAGAUCCAUCUGAUGCAGAAUGGCAAGAGGCUGAAGAAGAAAAAGACAACAAUUAAAAAGAACACACUUAACCCCUACUAUAAUGAGUCCUUCAGCUUUGAAGUACCCUUUGAGCAAAUCCAGGUAAUGCCAAAUAUAA
This is a messenger RNA of Leptonychotes weddellii (Weddell seal), 912 nucleotides long. NCBI's taxonomy places the organism in Eukaryota, Metazoa, Chordata, Mammalia, Carnivora, Phocidae. The record is from RefSeq and is a predicted model, not a curated record.